AUCAUCGUUCACAGAUUCAGUAUGACAAAACUCUUCGCGCAAGAUUUGUCAGGGUCAAAACUUCACUAGUCGUUAAUUUCUCGUAUGUUGCAGCGGUUAUUACUAGUCACUCUACUUAGGUGAAACAAACGGGCGACGCCGCGCUCCGUUCACGGAGGGUGCAGGGCGCUUUCCGCGCUGCAGCCCGAGUUGACAACCAAUUAUAGCAUGGAUUGCCGACGCAUAUCAUAUGGAGAAGACAGUGUCAGCUGUCCCUGAGCCGCGUGAGUUGGAAGGGAGUCAUCCAUAGACCUGGAAAGAUUCCUCUCCUUCACAACCGGCGAGCUUGGCAACGGGCUCGGCUCCAGAACGGAGCUGGGCAGACGCCGGUCUGGCGCCACGCCGUGGAGGCGAUGCCACGUGGACCGCAGCCCAGCGCGACUUUCUGGAGCAGGGGUGAGCGCAUCAGCAGGUUCCCUCUCGCCGCAAGCUAUGUCCCCAUUGCCACACACACUCUCUGCCCGCGGGGCGCCGCUGGGAACGGCCUCUGUCGGCAGCGCUGGCGGCACACCGCCCGCUGCCAGAAGCAGCGCCGCCGCGCCGUCAACGCCGCCGCCUGCGCUGGCGCUAGCAGAGGUCACGGCGGCACUGGCAGCAGGACAGCAGUCGCCGCUGCGCGGCGCCGCGCACAGCAGCAGUUUGUGGGACUCUCCAUUCGCAGCAGCAGCAGCUGCUGCUGCUGCUGCUGCUGCUGCUGCUGCUGCAGCUGCUACUGCUGCAGCUGCAGCUGCUGCUGCCGAGGCAUCAGGAGCUAAUGGCGCCGGCAGCAGCGGCGGUAUGGGAGCAGCUCAGGCAAACAGCCGCCAGCACCACCGCCGGUACAGCAGCCUCGCCGCUUACUACAGCAGCAGCACAGCUGCCGCCGUGGCGCCAGCCGGCGCUGCUAGUGUGGGUGCGGGCGGCAGGAAUGCGGGCGCGUUGCCGAUGGCGGGGGCACAGAGAGACAGCGGGUACGGAGGUGGCAGCCCUGCCGCGGUGCGCGCCACGGCAGCGGACAUCCGGGCACUGCGGCUCUCAACGGAACGCGCCGCCUCCUGUGGGGGGGCAGCGACCUUGCCCCGCCGUACCGGCAGCAUAACCUCUCCCAGUGCUUCCGCCUUUGCUGCCGGCGGCGGCGGCGGCGGGGCGUUGCCGCCGUCUACUCGGUCCGGCUACGGGCACCCGCCGCCGCCUACCACCGCUGCUUCGAUGGGCGCCGCGCCGAACUUGGACGGCGUGGAAUCCGCAGCGCCGCUGUCGAACGAGGCGGUGGCGGCAGUGGCGGUGGCAAGGGUUGACUCUAUGGGAACAGUACUACACCGGCGGUCUAAGCCGCCGCCGCAGCGGCUGCCAUCGGCGCGGUCACUGGGCGGUCGCUCGACACCUCCGCCGCCCACACAGCAAAGCAGCCGCGUGUUUGCCUACCAGCAGUCACCGCAGCGGGCACCGGCGGCGGGUGAUGACAGCGACGACGCGCAAGCGGCAGCUCUGUGCAGGCGUGUCGACUCGGAGGGCGGUGCCGGCACGCUCCGGGCCGUCAGGGGCACCAGCCGGCUGCGUCUGAUGCACCACCAGGCCAACGGUGGCGCAAGCAGUGACGUCGGCGGCGGCGCGCUACCGAAAGCACAGGUGGCAGCAGCGGCUGGUUUUAGUACCGGUAGUGCAGCUUGUGACGAUGGCGAUGAGGUAAACUCGCCGGCGGCCGCCGGUGCCGCAGUUUUUACCGGCGUGCCGCCUAGCGUUCCAGCAGUAGGGCUGCUUGGCGACGGGUCGCUGUUGGUGGUCCGCAGCACCGCCGGCAUCUUGCCUGGUGUUUCUGGCGCGCCGCCCGCGGCAUUUGGUGGCGCUCGCUGGUCGGUCCUGCCUGUGACGCCCGAGGCUGGUGAGAACGGCACGACCAGCAUGCUCGUGCCGCUGGAGGCAGCAGCCAACACGGCGGCGCCGGAGGCGCCAGAGGCGGCGCCAGCGAAGAGGGGAGAGAUUUGGGAGGGCCAGCAGCGGCAGUUCCGCCGCCAGUGGAAAUCGAGCUGCCUGCCCGAAGUCGCAGCAGCAGCAGCAGCAGGAGCGACCACGGCGUCUUGGACGGCAGCGGCGGCGGCGGCAGACACCUCGUCUUUGGCCAGGCGCAGCACUGUGGCCAGCAGCAUCCCAUACCAGCAACACCAACACCAGCACCAGCACCAACACCAGCAGCUGCAGAGCGAGGCGCAUUCCAGUAAUCAGCCACCGCACGCGCUGCCACAACACCCAGCCGCUGCCUCAGCCGCCGCCUGCUGGCGCAAGAGCCCGGUAUUCCGGCCCCUGAGUGUUUCGCGGCCGCAUCACCUCACCUUCCAUGUGGCGGGCCUGGGCGGUUGCCUCACCUUCCUCGCGGCCUUCGCGCCCGCGGCCCUGGAGCCCGUGAUGAAGGAUUCUCUGGGGCUCGAGCGCUCUGACCUGCAUGCGGCGUCUCUGGCCACACUGGCGGCGGCGCUGGCGAUGCAGUUCGUGAUGGCGGCGGUGGUACGGCGCUUGGGGCCUCGGUACUGCCAGGUGGCGGUGCUUCUGGGUCUGGCCCCCGUGCUGGCCUGCAUGGCGCUGCUGACGGCGGGCCGGCGGGCGGAGCUGUUCGUGUUGCUGCGGCUGCUGCUGGGGGCCGGCCUGUCGCUGGGUGUGGUCACCAGGUGGUGGAUGGGCAACAUGUUCGAAGCGGCCGCCUGCAGCGCCGCCGCCGCAGCCGCCGCCGGGCUCAGCUACACGGGCGCGGGGCUGGCGCCGCUGCUGCUGCCGCCGCUGUACCUCGGCCUGGAGGACUCCUACCGCGCCACCGCUGACGUGGCUCAGGACCCGGAGGCGGCGGCGGCGGCCGACGCCUGGCGAUGCAGCUUCUUCGUGCUGUCGGGGUUGUGCCUGGCGGCGGCGGUGCUGACGUUGCUGCUUGGCCAGGACUGCCCCCACGGUGACAUCCUGGAUCCCAAGCCUCUGCCGGCACGUGGCGUGCUCCUGCUCGAGGGCGGCGCCCUGGGUGGCGGCGGCGGCGGGAUCAAGAUGGGCGUCGGGGUGGAGGAGUGGAGUCCGGAGCUGGCGGCGGAGGCGGCGUGGCAGCAGCAACGCCGCGUGGCGGCCCUGUUUGACAAGCGCAAAGCUGAGGGCCGGCUGAAGCAGCUGCAGGCGCUGCGGGAGCGGCAUGACACACGGAAGAGCCGGCGGCGCAGCGGGCGUGAUGGCGGCGGCAGCGGGAAUGCAGGGCUGCUGCAGCGGCUCACUGGGGGGUCGCUGGCGCUUAGCGGGCUUGACGGCGGCAGGCCAGCGGGGGCGGCGGUGGGAGCAGACAGCAGCGGCAGUCGGCGCAAGCCCAGCUCGCCUGUAGCAAUGACGCCGGCGGUGGGCUUCGGUCGGAGGAGCAGGCAGCGGCCGGAGGAGGCGUCCGAGGACGGGGAAGUGUUUGACAUCCUGAACACGGUGAACACAAUUCUGAGCAUCAGUGACCAUCAGCGGCCGUCAAUGUUCGGCGCUCCCGCCAGCAGUGUGCAAUUGAAUCUGAUGGGGGAGACCCCUCGACCCAUCACUGCUACAGCUGCCACUACGGCUACUGCCACGGCUGCUGCUGCGCUCAUGGCAGCGGCGGCCAACGAAGAGCCUCAGCAACUGGCGGCCGGCGCAGGCUGCAGCUGCAGCGGCGCCGGCGUUGCGUUGUGGUCAAGGCAGCUGCAGUGGCCGUAUCAGCACUCGCCUCUCCAUGCGGCCGGCGUCUCCACGCCACCAAGAACUUAAGCGGCGAGCGUCAGCUGACCGAUUGCCCCCCGUGUUGCAUGGGGCAUGGGGCAUCGCUGCGACACUUAAACAGCCUUUGAUUUGGACCACUGUUUGAUUUGCACCACUGUUUAUAGGUA
Messenger RNA from Chlamydomonas reinhardtii, 3890 nucleotides. RefSeq lists its product as uncharacterized. The transcript is spliced from 6 exons. The record is from RefSeq and is a predicted model, not a curated record. Gene Ontology annotation, biological process: transmembrane transport. Lineage: Eukaryota; Viridiplantae; Chlorophyta; Chlorophyceae; Chlamydomonadales; Chlamydomonadaceae. Gene Ontology annotation, molecular function: nitrate transmembrane transporter activity. Bases 472 to 3771 code for a protein of 1099 amino acids.